AAGAAGGGGAGAGUGGGAGAGUGCCGAGCCUCAGGCAGGCGACCGGGAGUUCUUCUUGGCGUGGAAUGAUAUCUCCGCUGGCUUCCUGCCCUGCUGUUGGACUUGCUAACAGGGCAUUGCCAUCACCAUGCCCUCGUUUACGGUGGAGCUGCCGCGAACCCUGGGCAGAGGAAGGAUGCGAUGGAUAUGUAUGUCCUGUAUGAUGUGGCCCGACGACCGCGAAGCCCCCAGCUGCCACACCUUCCAUGCAAAGACGUACAAGAAGUUGAAGGCAUGUGUGGCAUGUGAACAGAUGAUUACCACAGACGGCAGCGUUUGUCGUGUUUGCAAACUGACAUGUCACAAGAAAUGCGAGCGAAAGGUCUCGACCUUGUGUGCGCCUCCAGUGAACUAUGAAGUGCCCUCCAGUGCCACGGUCCCACUCAACCAUGUAGGCAGCACAGGCUCUGCAAGGUCUACCAGGAGUCUUCCAUCACGACACAGACCCUCCAGGAGUGUGAGCCUCACUCAGACGAUGGAGGAGAGGUCAGACCUUCACCUGACCUACAUCACCGAACGAAUUAUCUCCGUCACGUUUGCCAAUGGGGUGGACGAGCAGAGUUACUAUGACAACUUGAAGGAGGUGGCCCAGAUGCUGAUGUCCAAACAUGGCGAGAAUUAUCUACUCUUCAACCUGUCGGAGAAACGGCGAGACAUCGGAAAGCUCAACCCCAAGGUGGAGGACUUUGGGUGGCCGGACCUUCAUGCACCCCCCCUGGACAAGAUCUGCAGCAUCUGUAAGGCCAUGGACACCUGGCUCAAUUCGGACCCCCAGCACGUCGUCGUCAUUCAUAACAAGGGUAACUGUGGCCGGACAGGAGUGGUUAUCGCAGCCUACAUGCAUUACAGCAACAUAUCCGCCAGUGCCGACCAGGCGUUGGACCGGUUCGCCAUGAAGAAAUUCUACGAGGACAAAAUAUCGUCGGUUAUCCAGCCCUCACAGAAGAGGUACAUCCACUAUUUCAGUGGACUGCUGUCCGGAACCAUCCCGAUGAACAACAAGCCUCUGUUUCUGCACCAUGUCAUCAUGCAUGGCAUCCCCAGCCUCGAGUCCAAGAGUGGCUGUCGACCAUUCCUGAAGAUUUACCAGAGCAUGCAGCCCAUCUACACCUCAGGAAUUUACAAUACUCCGGGAGACAGUCACACAAGCAUCUGUAUCACAAUCGAGCCUGGACUCAUGCUGAAAGGAGAUAUCCUGCUGAAGUGUUAUCACAAGAGAUACCAAAGCCCUGCCCGUGAAAUUGUGUUCCGUGUGCAGUUCCACACGUGUGCCAUCCAUGAGCUUGGAGUAGUGUUUGGCAAAGAGGACCUCGAUGCUGCCUUUAAAGAUGACAGAUUUGCCGAAAACUCCAAGGUCGAAUUCAUCUUCUCCUUUGGUCCGGAAAAGAUACAAGGAAUGGAGCACCUGGAGAACGGCCCGAGGGUGUCCGUCGAUUUCAACAGCGGCGAUCCUUUGAUGAGAUGGGAUUCCUAUGAGAACUUUAACGCCGAGGUGGAACCGAGCGGAGAGGGUGAGGCGGCGUCCAUGAGGAGAGAAACAGAGUUUGCGUAUCAGAAUGGAGACCCAUUGUCAGACCUGGGAAAGAGAGAUAAAAGAGAUGUGGUACACACCCAGGGGCCGCUGGACGGGAGCCUAUACGCCCGAGUGAAGAAGAAACAGUUGACGGAUGGCACAGGAAACCCGCUGAGUGUCAGCGACGUCAGCAGAGCACCAGCUGGGCUGCCUGACCACCUGGAGCACACGUUGUCAGUCAGCAGUGACUCGGGCAACUCAACGGCCUCCACCCGCACCGAGGAGCAGCUACUCGCCCCCAACCCCGGCAUCACGGCCAAGGAGCGGCGGGAGCUCGACCGCCUGCUCAGUGGAUUCGGACUGGAGGGUGCAGAACCUCUGCAGGGCCGUGCCCCAGUCUCGGGCCAGGGGCUGGGGCUGGAGCUAGGCCGAACUCCGGGUACCCACCAUGUCCUGGUACCAGCUCAGGUACACGUUAACGGCGAGGGGCCAUAUUGCGGGGCCGAGCGGGAGACCGACAUCCUAGAUGAUGAACUGCCAGUCCUGGGCACCCGCUCGUCGUCGGACGGGGCCCUGACGGCGGCACUGGCCGCUGCCUACACCGGGCCUCCAGCAGGCCCGCUCUGCAGCCUGGAGUCAGGCCCCGGCGCCCGGCUGCUGCCCACACUCUCGACGCCACGGCACGUCACCUACCGUGGGCCUGAGUGGGCACCGCAGCCACAGACCGCACUGCUUCUGCAGGCCGGCGGCCCCACCACCGCACCGCCCCGUUCGCUGUCAUUUGGCUCCCGACCACCACUCCUGCCGGCAGCUCCGGCCCGCAGCACCAGCAGCCGCGAGGCUGUGCAGCGAGGCCUAAACACCUGGCAACAGCAGGCGGCCAGCCCGGUCAGUCCACGCCACAGCCGCUCUGAGCCCAGCCUACUGACAGCUCAGCCUCUUGAGCCCGGGCCCGCCUCCCGCCAGGAGAUCGAAGAGUCCAUUGAUGCCCUCAGCUCGCUGAUGCUGGACCUUGGAAUGCCACCCUCAGGCCCUAGCCCCAGAGCCGGCUCCUCCAGCCCACUGAGGAACGUGGAUAGCAGCCAUGGGCCCGGAUCAUUGCUGUCCCCGCCUCUUACCCUGGAUAAGGCCGCUGUCAAUGUUACCACCGUGGACCAGGUGGAUGGCCCACAGAAUGGGGAGGACUACAGCCUGGAAGGGCUGGUGGCACAGCGAGUGGCAGAGUACAACGCCAGGAUUCGCGACAUUGGACACAGCAUCAGCCCCCGCCUGCCCUCCUUCCGCCGACGGUCACACACUUUCUCUGGAGUGAGGCCCCGGGACCUGAAUCCAUUGGAGACAGACCUGAUCUCGAGGAGACGGACUAGCAGCGAGGGCCAGUACGAGAAUGGCAGCGACACCUCCUGCAGUCCUCCUGUCCGCUCUCCUGUCCGCUGUGUCUCUCCAGAGCUGGCCAGCUCCAUCGCCGCCAAUCCCGGGGGAUGGCCCAAGGAGUCCAACAUGCACAGCUACAGAGAAGCGUUUGAGGAGUUGGAAGGAGCGGUCGUGACUCCGGCCAGCACCGUGGCCCGUUCUCCUCCCGGACUGGCCCAGACCCCACUCUCGGCACUGGGCCUGAAGCCUCACAACCCGGCCGACAUCAUACUGCAGUCCACCGUUCUGGGGCAAGAGGGAGACAGUAGCCCAGUGGGUGGAGAGGAGGAAGAGCCCAGGAGUUACGUGGAGUCUGUUGUUCGGACAGCGACCGUGGGUGGGGGCCAGCAGCAGCCUCGCCCCGUACCUCAGAGCUACCCAGUGGAGACUCCAGCCCGAAACACGUCCAUCCUGUCAUCGUACACACCCCCAACGCCCAUCUCAACCAGUAGCCCUCUGUCCAGCAUGGAGAGCCCCUUCCUCGCCAGCUGCUUGUCGACAGAUAUCAAUGGCCAGAGCAGCUCGGCAGCCCAGUCCUCCCUGGAUUCCAGCCUGCGGUCGAGCAGCCUCUCGCACCCUUCGCUCACCGAGCGCUACUUCAGGGCCAGCCCACCCCGUCAGGCCGGCAGCGGCCCGAACACGGACGCCUUGAGAGGCGACCCCGCCGGAUUCGGCCCCAGCGCGCUGUACCCUGAGCGGCCCUCCGGCGCCCAGCUCAAUGCGGCGGGGAGCGUGGGGUUCCCUGAGAGCCCGCAGCCCCUGCACCGGACCGUGGCCACCAACACCUCGCCCAGCCCCUUGCUGAGCCGGCAGGCGGCUCCCGGCAGCCCUGGAAUCAGCAGGCACCCCCUGGGGGCGCUGACCGGGGUGUCGGGCAGCCCCAUCCUGCCCCGGUACCACGGCGUGGUCAGCGCCAGUGCCCCCGUGACUCCCAGCAGCCCGGCGGCAGAGACCUACCCCCCAUAUGGGUUCCCUGCCCCGCCGGCCCAGGCAGAGGACGGGUACCCGGGGCUGAGCCAGCACGGCAGCCUGGCAGGCCUCUCCGCUCCGGGGACGCCAGGGUUCCCCGUCUCGCCGGCCUACCUGAGCGCUGCCGGCGGCUCCCCCGUCCUCGGCCGCGGCUACGCCGGGAACAGCCCCCAGCCGCAGCUGCCCCAGAAGCGACGGACGUCGAGCGGCGAGCGCUCCGGCAGCUCAACCAACUACGCCACCGUCAACGGCAAGGCCGCCUCGCCGGUCUCCAGCGGGGUGUCCAGCCCCAGCGGCAGCAGCACGCCCGGCCUCGGCUUCACGCACACCCUGCCCGACUUCUCCCGGCUGGCGCUGCCCGACAGCAGCCCAGAAACCCGAGCCAAUGUUAAGUUCGUCCAGGACACCUCAAAAUACUGGUACAAGCCAGAUAUCUCCCGAGAGCAAGCAAUCGGCCUGUUGAAGGACCGGGAUCCAGGAGCGUUCAUUAUCCGGGAUAGCCACUCGUUCCGGGGAGCCUACGGACUGGCGCUGAAAGUCUCCACUCCUCCUCCAUCCGUCAGCCCACAGAGUAAGAAAGGUGACCUGACCAAUGAGCUGGUUCGACAUUUCCUGAUUGAAACCAGUGCCAAGGGGGUGAAGUUGAAAGGCUGCCCCAACGAACCCUACUUUGGCUGCCUGUCAGCUCUGGUGUACCAGCACUCCAUCACCCCGCUCGCUCUGCCCUGCAAACUCGUUGUUCCCAGCCAAGAUCCAGUGGACAAAGCCCCAGAACCAUCAGCACUGACAAACUCAGCCUCGGAGUUACUGAAGCAGGGGGCAGCGUGCAAUGUACUGUUUGUAAAUUCGGUGGACAUGGAGUCUCUGACAGGCCCACAGGCGAUUGCAAAGGCCAUCUCGGGGACACUGGGCACCCAGCCACAACCCACUGCCACCGUUGUUCAUUUCAAAGUGUCCUCACAGGGGAUAACCCUGACUGAUAACCAGAGGAAGUUGUUCUUCCGACGUCAUUAUCCCAUCAGCAGUGUUACGUUCUGUGAUGUCGAUCCACAGGAGAGAAGGUGGACAAAGCCAGACGGUGCCUCCUCCAAGCUCUUCGGCUUCGUGGCCCGGAAGCAGGCGAGCACCACUGACAACGUCUGUCACCUCUUUGCGGAGAUGGACUCCAACCAGCCAGCCACCGCCAUCGUCAACUUCGUCUCCAAGGUCAUGAUCGGCUCGCAAAAGAGAUGAAUGCCUGUCGUCCUCCCCGCCAAACAAUCGGCAAAAGUGGUCCACGGGGAGAGGAGAAGGACUUGGAGACGGGUCGGAGAGGGAGUGCGCGGAAGUGAAGGGUGGCGGCUGGGGACUGGGAUGUGUCGGGGAAUGGAUGGGGGAGGAGGGCAGAUCUCGUAAAAAUGCACAGCGUGAGGAGGAAAUGGCAACGUUUCCAGUUGAAGGACAACUAACUAACGGGCAGUGUUUAUCUUAGAACUGUAGGCAUAAAUGUGUGGCAUGACACAGGAGGCCGUGAGCUGUUUAAUUGUGACUCGUUAACCGGCUUUAAUCAAUUGCUAAGCUCAGUGCAUGAUUUUUCCAAUGUGAGCAUGGUUUACCAGAUUCUGCUUUGGAACAGGGGGCAAUUCCCACCCAAAUACCCACCGGCAGCCCCUAGGCCACCAUCUGCCCUAGGUGGCGCGGAGGGAGAUUGUCUCGGAGAACUGGGUAGCAGUAGGUGGGAGCUGUGCCUCACCUACCGUCCCCUCGUCACCCUGUGGACGUGUGCACGCAAUGCAAGACGUGACGUGACUCUGACUGGGAGGGACCGCCAGCGUGUGUGAUACAGGGAGUCGGGGUGCUCUCGGGCUGAAGGGUGGGUAGUGACCAGCGCUCUGCACCUUAUUCCGGUUCCCUGCCAUCCCAGCACUUAUGACCGUUCUGUCCCCGACCGUGUUCGGAGACAUUGACCCUCCUCCACCGCCCCCCCCCCCCCCGCCGACCCCAUGUUCCUCUCCUCUCUGUCAAAGCCUCCAUCGUCCUUCACUGCAGCCUUCCUGCACACAGGGCUCUCCUCGUCAGUGCCACAAACUCUGUCUCCUGACCCGCUCGGCACCAACACAAAGCCAGAAUCGAUACUCUGAACCCAGCAAGUAAAGGUUCAAAUCUUACCGCCACCACUCGAACUGAAUCCAAUUUAAAUAAAUCUGGCUGUGAAUAUCUAGUCUGGAUAGAAUCAGAAGAUGCAAAUGCCCUUUAUGGAAAGAUCAUCUGUCUGUAACCCAUCUGGACCACCACACAGUAACAGUCUGAUUGUACCUGCUGUGAGACAACAAGACAUAGGAGAAAAAUUAGGCCGUUUGGUCCAUCAGUCUGCUCCCCCAUUCCAACAUAACUGAUUUAUUUUCCCUCUCAACCCCAUUCUCCUGUCUUCUCCUCAUAACCUUAGAUGUCCUCAUUAAUCAAGAAUGUAUCAACCUCUGCUUUCAAUAUGCCCAAUAACUUGCCUUCACAGCUGUCUGUGGCAAUGAAUUCCACCCUCUGGGUAAAGAAUUGUCUCCUCAUCUCUGCUUUGACUGCUGACACCCAAGCUCCAGCUGCUCAGGCCUGUCCCGUCCCCUCAUAGCUGCCACCCCUCUCUGCAAAGGACACCUUGAGUUUGUCCAAACAUCUGUGAACAGCUGGAGCAAUGUCCCUGAAAACUCCCAAAUACUUGCCCGGGAGUGAAGUAUUACAGACUUAUACAGUGCUGAAACAGGGCCUUUGAUCCUCAAAAUCCUGCAGCUGCUGCAAGUUCUGAAAUAAACCAGAGCAUGGUCCAAAAUUUUCGGCAGGUUAGGGCAGCGUUCCUAAAGAAAGGAACAGAGCUAACGCUGUGAACCAUUGACUGAUCUCCCUGCAGUGUUACUUCCUCUUUGUUCCGGAACUGUUCCAGGGCAAACCCACCUUCACCCUCAUAUUCCAUUUAAGUAGCCCUCCAACCACACGGCAUGAACAUUUUGAUUUCUCCAAUUGUUUUUUUCCCCUUUCCCCCUUCCCUCUUCUUCGAUUCCCCACUCUGGCCUCUUACUACUUCUCCUCCUCUGCCUAUCACCUUCCCCUGGUGCCCCCCUCCUCCCCCCUUUCUCCCAUGGUCCACUCUCCUUUCCUACCAGACUCUUCCUUCUCCAGCCCUUUACCCUUUCCAUCAAUCACCUCCCAGCUUCUCACCAUCACUCCUCCCGUCCCCACCUGGCUUCACCUGUCACCUUCUGCCUUGACCUCUUUCCCCUCUUCCCCCACCUUCUUAUUCUGGCAUCCUCCCACUUCCUUUCCAGUCCUGAUGAAGGCACUCAGCCCGAAAUGUCGACUGUUCAUUCCCCUCAAUAGAUGCUGCCUGACCUGCUGAGCUCCUCCAGCGUUUUGUGUGUGUUCACCCUGCCUGACGCUUCCUCGGUUUAAUAGUGUGUAACCCACUCACUGUGGAGGGGCACCCUUGGCUGUGGAUCUGUCUGCCCAUUCAAAUGGACUGAGGAGAGGGGGCAAAAUAUGUCACCCCCUACUCCGUGUCUGCCCCCAGCAGCCUAGUACACACCCCUGUGGGGUAGGGAUGGUACAUGAUGGACAAGGAGUGAAGUUCCCUCUACACCGUCCCAUCACACACUCCCAGGGUCAGACACAGAGUGAAGUUCCCUCUACACCGUCCCAUCACACACUCCCAGGGUCAGACACAGAGUGAAGCUCCCUCUACACUGUCCCAUCAAACACUCCCGGGGUCAGACACAGAGUGAAGCUCCCUCUACACCGUCCCAUCACACACUCCCAGGGUCAGACACAGAGUGAAGCUCCCUCUACACUGUCCCAUCAAACACUCCCGGGGUCAGACACAGAGUGAAGCUCCCUCUACAACCAUCCCAUCAAACACUCCCAGG
Molecule: messenger RNA, 7821 nt
Organism: Mobula hypostoma (lesser devil ray)
Lineage: Eukaryota; Metazoa; Chordata; Chondrichthyes; Myliobatiformes; Myliobatidae
Gene: tns1b
Product: tensin 1b
Exons: 35
Coding region: 128-5167 (1679 amino acids)
Biological process (GO): fibroblast migration
Cellular component (GO): focal adhesion
Molecular function (GO): protein binding
Source: RefSeq, a predicted model, not a curated record